This is a messenger RNA of Penicillium daleae, 726 nucleotides long. RefSeq lists its product as uncharacterized. The coding region runs from base 1 to 726 and encodes 241 amino acids. The transcript has 5 exons. The record is from RefSeq and is a predicted model, not a curated record. Lineage: Eukaryota; Fungi; Ascomycota; Eurotiomycetes; Eurotiales; Aspergillaceae. Gene Ontology annotation, biological process: small GTPase-mediated signal transduction. Gene Ontology annotation, molecular function: GTP binding; GTPase activity.
AUGGCCCAACAACAGAAUGAUAAUGUGAUGCGGAGGUACGCGCAGCCUGCUUAUUUUUCUCUUGGGUCUAUUGGUGCUUUUCUCAAACUGCCCCAUCGUACGAGCCGGGACACUCAGCCGAGACCCCCUCUCUCGGUCGAUGGAAGUGGCAUUGUUGAAGAGAAGCUCGUGAUUAUCGGCGACGGUGCCUGUGGAAAAACAAGUCUGCUAAGUGUCUUCACACUAGGCUACUUUCCAACUCAUUACGUGCCCACGGUAUUCGAAAACUAUGUGACCGAUUGUCGAGUUGAUGGCCGAUCGGUGCAGUUGGCUCUUUGGGAUACAGCAGGCCAAGAAGACUACGAGCGGUUGCGGCCGCUGGCAUACUCGAAAGCACAUGUUCUGUUGAUUGGUUUCGCGGUGGAUUCUCCAGAUUCACUGGAGAAUGUGAAACACAAGUGGAUCGAAGAAGCUAACGAACGAUGCCCCGGCGUCCCCAUCAUCCUUGUCGGCCUGAAGAAGGAUCUCCGCGAAGAUCCAUUGGCCAUUGAAGAAAUGCGCAAAAAGUCCCUGAAAUUCGUAACGCCCAAAGAGGGCAAUGAGACGGGGGCUCAGGUUGGCGCUCGCAAGUAUCUCGAGUGCUCGUCCCUCACGGGCGAGGGUGUCGAUGAUGUCUUCGAGGCAGCCACCCGAGCUGCUCUGCUGUCCUUCGACAAGCGCAAGAGCUCCUGCUGCAUUGUUCUAUAA